AUGCGAUGCAUUAUAUUCCUUUGGGUUGCUCUGACCUUCAGCAACGAUCAGGCCCAAGGACACCUUGCUAUCUAUCACGGAUACCAGCCAACACGCAUACUACCAAAUAGCCAGGGCCAUCCCAUCACGUCUUUGAUUCAAGAGUUGACUACAAUACACUACUGCCGUAUCCAUCAGCUGGAAACGACGCGUCGAUAUCUCGAAGCUCUUACUACUCGACUGAAUCGUGAGUUGCAGGAGUUACAAGCGAAACACCAUCACGCCCACGAGCAGCUUCAAGGACAUUGGAAUCAAGAGAGAUGCAAGUGUGAGAAUGCCGACAGCUUCAUUACUCCAGCGCCAACACCAUCGCAACCAACGGAGUCAGAAAUUGAUGAUCAAUUUAUUGGAAAUGCAUCGUGGCAUCUGGAGUCGACAGAAUCAAAAUCUGCAGAUAGCGAAUUGACUGGUGAUGGGGACCCAGCAUCAGAUCCAUCGUUUCUCUCCAGCACUAUGUUUGUGCUCUUCGUAUUCCUUAUGGCAGUUCCGGUUGCAUGUGUUAUUGGGUUCGUGUUGCUCUGUAAGCGAAGACGACGGCAGCAAUACACCCACGCUUAA
Molecule: messenger RNA, 597 nt
Organism: Peronospora farinosa
Lineage: Eukaryota; Oomycota; Peronosporomycetes; Peronosporales; Peronosporaceae
Source: the annotation of a GenBank genome assembly